CUCAGCAGCAUGAAACUCAUGUUGUAGAAAGUGAACUGAAGGUGCAUCACUUCUUUUCCUGACUCAAAUCUGGGUGUUUCCGCCUGAGCAGCCCAGAAGAAAAACACCAAAAGGGGAAAUUAAACACGCCUUUUUAAAUAUUUCUUUCCUGUUCACAUUCGUAAUCUCUCCAAUUGUCUCCGCGUUUCUCCGUUUCUCCGGUUACGUGGAGGUUUGUGUGAAAUCUACACUAAGCACCUUAUGCACAAUUACGCGUGGUUUUCCACGGUCAUCGUCGAAUGUGGUUUCGCUGGAAUGAACUAUUUCAUGCGUGUUUAAUUUCGCCUCCCUAUAAACUGUCCGACACGAGUUUCGACGUCACACGUCAACUUUCGGCGUGUUCAUCUGCGCGCACCGAGGUUUGGGAUGUGGGUUUCGUGCGCGUCGAGCUCCGAGGUGCGCGGUAGUCAAGGUGGCCGAACCCCGGAAUGAAGUCGUAUGUUUUAUAGGUCAGGUAUUUUGGGAAUAUGCUCGCGGCGCGCCACGUGCGCAAUGACGAGUGUGGUUCUGAAAGGAAGAAUUAAUGCGCCGCUUUGUGACUGGAAAGACGGCGUAAACUGUAGUCGAACAAGAAGCGAGGUGGACAGGAUUUACUCGUUUCUCAUCAGCACAGCUGAUGUGUGCGCGCACAUGUCUCCAGGUCCAUGGAUAAAAGGGAAAGGCACGCAGCACGAUGGUUGUUGUGGGAGCAAGUAACGGGACCUUUGGCAGCGGCAACAUGAGGUCUUCUCUCGUGACUGACGGCAGAGCCGGCGGAGAAGAUGCCGGGAGCUCCACCAGCAUCAUGAUCGCAGGGGCUCUGGCACCGAGGCUCCUGAAGACUGCGCAGGGCGCCGCAGAAGCUGCAGUGGCGGCGGCGGCGGCGGCAGCGACGCCUCCGACCGCCUCCAGUCAACCGCAGGUCAUGGAAACGAACGGGACGCGCUGCGGAGAACAGAUCCUGAGCUACGGUCCGGUGGAGAAAGUGCUGAUCGGAGGGGUCCUCACGAUGCUCACGCUGUCCACCAUCUGCGGGAACCUGCUGGUGGUCAUCUCCGUGUGCUUCGUCAAGAAGCUGCGCCAGCCGUCCAACUACCUGAUCGUGUCUCUGGCCGUGGCGGACCUGUCGGUGGCUCUGGCCGUGAUGCCGUUCGUCAGUAUCACGGACCUGAUCGGCGGUCAGUGGAUUUUCGGACAGUUCUUUUGUAACGUUUUUAUCGCCAUGGACGUGAUGUGCUGCACCGCUUCCAUCAUGACCCUGUGCGUAAUCAGCAUUGACAGGUAUUUGGGCAUCACCAAACCCCUGACGUACCCCGUCCGGCAAAACGGCUGCUGCAUGGCCAAGAUGAUCGUGUGCGUGUGGCUGCUCUCCGCCUCCAUCACGCUCCCCCCUCUGUUCGGGUGGGCGCAGAACGUCAACGACGGGCGCGUCUGUCUCAUAAGCCAGGACUUCGGCUACACGGUCUACUCCACGGCGGUGGCGUUCUACAUCCCCAUGUCAGUGAUGCUGAUCAUGUACUACAGGAUCUACCGAGCAGCCAAGCUCAGUGCGGCAAAGCACACCAUCACCGGCUUCCCCAGGGCCGGAGGGCACGGGGGGCACGGGGCAGGGGUGGCCCCCCGGGGGGGCCGCGGGGGCCCCGAGGCCCCGCGGCCGGCGGAGUCAGGGGACACGGGCAGCGCGGAAGGAACCGAGGCGGAGGAGGAGAGCUUGGACUGCGUGGCGGCGGCGCUGAAGCUGCAGCGCGAGGUGGAGGAGGAGUGCAGCAGCCGCGUGUCCCGCCUCCUCAAGACCGGAGAGCACCACCAGCGGCACAGGCGCAAGAACCAGUCCAUCUUCAAGCGGGAGCAGAAGGCGGCGGCCACGCUGGGCAUCGUGGUGGGCGCCUUCACCUUCUGCUGGCUGCCCUUCUUCCUGGUGUCCACCGCCCGGCCCUUCGUCUGCGGCGUGGAGUGCAGCUGCGUGCCGCUGUGGCUGGAGAGGACGCUGCUGUGGCUGGGCUACGCCAACUCGCUCAUCAACCCCUUCAUCUAUGCCUUCUUCAACCGAGACCUGAGGACCACCUACAGCAACCUGCUGCGCUGCCGCUACAGGAACAUCAACAGGAAGCUGUCGGCGGCUGGAAUGCACGAGGCUCUGAAACUGGUGGAGAAGCCCGACACGGAUGCUUAGGGGCAGCGCUCGGCCCAGACCGUGACCUCUGGACUGAGCAGCCGCUGCUCAUGGAGUGAUGAGGGCUGCUACUUGUUCCCCGUGUGACGUAGUUGGGGAAGCGGAGCUCUGCGCUCAGCUGUCGGACGCCUUCCAGUAGCAGCGAGUUGGAGCCGGACGAGGGUGGACGAGCACGAGUCAAUCACAUGUAAAGGUUACUGUACACAGUCCACGGCCGCGUCACUGGAGAGGAGGCCACUCCUCUGACUGCUCACCUCCCGAAGACGCUGUCUGUUGUUUCACUGUGUUGAAUGCGAUCCGUCCCUGGUCCCUGAUCCCUGAUCCCUGGUCCCUGACCUCAGGUCCCUGGUCCCUGGUCCCUGAUCCCUGAACCUUGGUCCCUGACCUUAGGUCCCUGAUCCCUGGUCCCUGGUCCCUGAUCCCUGAUCCCAGACCUUAGGUCCCUGAUCCCUGGUCCCUGAUCCCUGAUCCCUGAUCCCUGAUCCCUGGUCCUUGAUCCCUGACCUCUGGUCCCUGAUCCCUGAUCCUUGAUCCCUGACCUCUGGUCCCUGAUCCCUGGUCCUUGAUCCCUGACCUCUGGUCCCUGAUCCCUGAUCCUUGAUCCCUGACCUCUGGUCCCUGAUCCCUGGUCAGACACCACCUGAUCAACACAAGCCUGAGUCUUUCCUCCUCAUACUGUGUUACACACCUUGUGUUGUAGAGUUGACACAUCCGCGUCAGGCUCCAGGUUCAUCCUUUUAUUUUGAUAUCUGUCUCUUAAAGUUUAUAUAAUAAAUGAUUGUUAGUUCUGAAGAACUGCUCUUUACAGCUCCUCAGACCUAUUGCAAAGUUGAUGAAUACACAGCAGCAGGAAAAGCUGCACCAGAGUCGCUGUGGCCCAAAGGCCUAAAGGUGGAAGGUUGGUGCGGACCGGUUCUAGAGGAGUCUGCUCAUAAAAGCUGUGUUUAAAGCGAGGAACUUGCUGCCACGCUGACAGUGAUGUGACCUGAAUGUUGGAGUCACAUUGAAUCCUUUGGAGCGUCUCCACUGUGCCCUGAUCAGGUUUUCACCUUGUGCUGAUUCUUGUUCUUGUAGACGUUUUUCCUCCUUACCUUAAACCCACACAGCAGAAGAAGUGGCUCCAGCUGAAGCUCCUUCUACAAAGUCCAGACUCUGUAAUUUCUGUGACUUUUUUCUCUUUCUGAUUAUUGAUUAAAGCUGAUGUGUGAA
Messenger RNA from Betta splendens (Siamese fighting fish), 3400 nucleotides. RefSeq names its product 5-hydroxytryptamine receptor 7-like. Bases 713 to 2191 code for a protein of 492 amino acids. NCBI's taxonomy places the organism in Eukaryota, Metazoa, Chordata, Actinopteri, Anabantiformes, Osphronemidae. Gene Ontology annotation, cellular component: membrane. Gene Ontology annotation, molecular function: G protein-coupled serotonin receptor activity. The record is from RefSeq and is a predicted model, not a curated record. Gene Ontology annotation, biological process: smooth muscle contraction; adenylate cyclase-activating adrenergic receptor signaling pathway; vasoconstriction. The transcript is spliced from 2 exons.